UCGGCAGCACACGACGACGAGUCUCUCGCGCGCGCGUCUCUCUCUCGCACCGCGUCGGCACGCGAAAAUUAUAACAUAACGAAAGACAUCGUACGGCCGUCGUCGUCACUCGUCAGUCCGCCGCGUCCAGCCACGCGCCCAGCACGUCCGCCGUUGGGACCACGCACGCCGGUCGUUGUUUUGCGCGGGCGAUUCGUACGAUUUUCGGUCUGUGACAUUUUCGUUGAAAAUUUAUUUUUCUUUCCUCCACGCACGUUUUUUUUCAUUUUUUUUUUCGACGUAUUUCUUUCGUUAAUUUCGACCCGUUUUUCAUUAUUAUUAUUACUACACAAAUGCAGCUAAACGGAUCAUAUUAUUGUUAGUCCGUCACGCGUAUAUUACAAUAUAAUAUAUAUAUAUAUAUAUAUAUUAUUAUACUCAUAGUUUGAUAACGUUUGAUAAUAGUUUAAAGUUCGAUCGCUAGUACUCCGACGGUAUAAACGUGAUUAUAAAUUUCGACGGUACCAAGAGAAAAACGUCUGGCCAAGAAGUUCGAGCACUGCUUAAAGUGGGACCUGCUACGCAAUAUCAUCGCAUUAUCCAAUAUUGCACACGAGACUGGUGAUCGGCCGACCGACUGCAACUGCAGUACCAAACGACCGACCGACCGACGGGCACCACCCGACCACCAAUCGUCGCGUUAACCGGACCUAGUUCGGGUUGCGGUGCGAACAGUGGCCGGGAAAAGCCGUCAGCCAGCCAGACAGCCGCGCCAGCAGUCGUGCACAUCCGCAGUCACAGCCGCCGCCGUGCUGAACCGACCGCAACUGCCGUCCCCCGCAUCACCACCGCGACUCGUCUGGCCUGUCAGCGGCCUGUUCGCCCCAACCGCCGUACAGCCACCACCGCCUGUCAUGCACCACCAGGUGGCCCACCCACACUGGAUCGCCGCGGCCGUGCAGCCCUGGGGACUGCCCCAGCAGCUGGCCCCGUCGCAGAACAUGUUGGCAUUGGCCGCAAUGGCGCCAACCGCGAUGGCCCCGGCCACACCGGGCGCCGCGCCCAUCGCGUUCAUCGGACUGCACCCGCAUCACCCGCACCACCAUCACCCACACCAUCCGCAUCACCCUCACCACCCACACCACCACCCGCAUCAUCUGAACGCGAUGCCGGCGCAACCGCUGCAGCCGUCGCCGCCACCGCAGCACCCGAAUCAUAUGGCUGGCCAUCACUCGGCCACGACGGCCGCGGCUGCCGCCUUGGCGUUACUCAAUCAGCUGCACCACCACCAUCAUCAGCAACAACAGCAACAGCAACAGCAACACGAUCUCGCGCACUUGUUGCUCCAGCAGCAACAGCAUCAGCAGCACCAGCAGCUCCAACACCAGCAACAGCUCACUCCUCUGCCACAGCUACAGGUAAGAAAUUAUGAAAAUUUCGUCGUUGGAUCCCAGGAAAAUAUCACGUCAUACAUCGAGAUUCCGACCGACGAAGAGCCCAUUACAAACAAGCGUAAAUACUUGGCAGACGACCGGAGUGACUCGGGCAAAGAUUUGAAAAAAGCCAAGUUGGAAACUAAAGCACUGAAAGCGAAACGUCCCGGAUUUACCGAUGAAAGAUACAAUGAGACAUCGUACUAUAUUGAAAACGGUUUGAGAAAAGUUUACCCGUACUAUUUUACAUUCACUACAUUCACCAAAGGCAGAUGGGUAAAUCAAAAUAUACUGGACGUGUUCGCCAGGGAGUUCAGAGCGCAUCCCGCUGAAGAAUACGAACGUUGCAUUAAAUCUGGUUCGUUGACCGUAAAUUAUCAAAAAGUGGACACGCAAUACAAGUUGAAACACAACGAUCUGCUGGCUAACGUGGUGCACAGACAUGAAGUGCCGGUGACCAACGAUCCAAUCACAAUCGUGCACAUGGACGACGAUAUCGUGGUAGUCAACAAACCCGCGAGCAUUCCGGUUCAUCCGUGCGGUCGUUAUCGGCACAAUACGGUGGUGUUCGUGUUGGCCAAGGAACACAAUCUGAGAAACCUCAGGACCAUACACCGUCUGGACCGGUUGACCAGCGGUCUGUUGAUGUUCGGCCGGACGCCCCGGUACGCCCGCAUCAUGGAGGCACAGAUCCGCAACAGACAGGUGAACAAACAGUACGUGUGCCGGGUCGAAGGGAGAUUUCCUGAACAAACGAUUGAGUGCAAUCAUCCCAUCGAAGUGGUCAGUUACAAGAUAGGCGUGUGCAAGGUAUCCAACAAGGGUAAAAACUGUUCGACGACAUUCCAAUUGGUGGGCUACAACGAGAAGACCAACAUCAGUGUGGUCUUGUGCUUCCCGCACUCGGGACGCAUGCACCAGAUCAGGGUACACCUUCAAUACUUAGGCUUUCCCGUGAAGAACGAUCCACUAUACAACCACGUAGUGUUCGGCCCAGAAAAAGGCCGCGGUGGCGUUAUCGGCAAGUCGGACGAGCAACUGAUUCACGAUUUGAUAAAUAUCCACAACGCCGAAAACUGGUUGGGCAUGGAUGGCGAUUCGGAACUAAUGCCGAUAUUGAAAGAUGUAGACGUCGUUGAUGAAGGAAAAAAAUCACCCCCGGGUUUCAAGAAGAGCGAAUCGAUGGUGGAACAACAGCAUCAGUUGCAGAUAAAGGGCAGACAAGCCAAUCAGCUACAGUUACAGUACGAUAAUGCACUAAACGUGUCCACGCAGACAGGACAAGACGUGCCGGACAUGGAUUUCGACGCGGAGAAGCUCACGCACGACCCUCACUGCUACGAGUGUCGGGUGAAAUUCAGGGACCCGAAACCAAAAGACCUCAUCAUGUACUUGCACGCUUGGAAAUACAGCGGGCCUGGAUGGAGUUAUGAAACGGACCUUCCAGUGUGGGCAAACGUCGAAUGGAUGGAGCCAGAAUAAAUAUGAAAUAAUUAUGGACCUAUACAGCAACAGGGUGGGCCGAAUGAGUCGAUUGAUCGAAAAAAAUGUUAUUGAAAACUGCUAUUAAAACCAUUUUUUUUUUUUGGUCAACUGACUAUAUUUAUAAUAUAAUAUUGUGGCGGCCCCCCUUUGUAUAAUAUUUAAGUAUUUAUAAAUAAUAAUUAAAAUAAAAUAAUUACUAUUAUUCUUUAUCGUGGAUUUCGUAGUACUCGGAAGUAAUAAUAAAAAAUACAAAUAAAACAAUGAGUGCUCGCGGUUAUUAUUUAAAUUUUUUUUUUUAUUUUUAAUUGUAAAUAAUAACUGUCGUCUUACAAGAAAAUCUUUUUUCGAUUUUCAAUAUAAUUUUAAACAGUUAUACGCUGUAGCUAUAUACGCGUCAUACAAUAAUAAUUAUAAAUAUAAUAUUAAUAAACUAUACCAACACGAUAUCAUAGCAUAAUAAUUAUGUACGAUAAUUAUAUACUUCAUCAACGAUUAUUAUACUUUAUUUUACGACUGUGUGUCAUGUUUUUGUGUAUGCGUGUGCGUUUGUGUGUGUAUUUAGCGCGAGUGUGAUUUUUCACCAGCAUUUGACUUUUAAAAAAAAAAAAUCUACAAUAACUAGAAAUCAGACUCGGAAUUUUUGUGAGUUUUUUAAUAUUAUUCUUCGUCGUAAUUUUAGUCUCUUCAUUUUUUUUUCUUUAAAAUACUCUAUUAAUUUUAAGAUAAAAAUAUUAUACUACUACAAAUAUUGUUUGUAAGCAAAAGAAAAAAAAACACUUCAUAUUACCAAUAAUAAUUAAGUCAUUUAUUAUAAAAUAUAUAAUUAUACUAUCUACUAUCGUCUAUCGGGCUCUGUAACCGUUGUAUUCGCUAAGAUAUUAUGUUUUUUUGUGAUUAGUUUUGUGUUGGUAGUUAUGGUUUUAUUAUUGUUAGAGCUUAUGUAUUAUUAUUAUUAUUAUUAUUAUUAUUAUUAUUGUUAGUCAAAUAUUAUAGACACUUAUUACACUAGCAUAUACCUAUAGUAAUGAAUAAUAAUAAUUAUAAUUUAUAAUUAAUGUCAUUCUUAAUAUUAUUAUCAUUAUGUUUAUUAUCAUUAUUAUUAUUAUUAUAAUUAUAAUUAUCAUUAUUAUUAUUAAGCAUAACGGUUGGCCUACACCGAGCAAUAGUGCAGUGUUGUCCACAUAAGGUGAACCGAAACGCAGUUUUUUUCGUAGUCAUUUCCAUGUAACACUUAUAUAUGUGUCGUACUUAAUAUCUCUCGGCUUGACCAACAGUCAGUGAUUUCCAUAAUCCAUAAGUAGGAUUAGUAUUUGUUUUUAUUUCAAACUAUUGUAGUUAUUAUUUGUAUAGUGUGCUUAAUAGAAUAUUAAACAUUGAAAAAGAACAGUACCUAUUGUA
Molecule: messenger RNA, 4295 nt
Organism: Rhopalosiphum padi (bird cherry-oat aphid)
Lineage: Eukaryota; Metazoa; Arthropoda; Insecta; Hemiptera; Aphididae
Product: pseudouridylate synthase RPUSD2-like
Exons: 13
Coding region: 894-2894 (666 amino acids)
Biological process (GO): pseudouridine synthesis
Molecular function (GO): RNA binding; pseudouridine synthase activity
Source: RefSeq, a predicted model, not a curated record